GUGAUUUUAACGGGAAUUUAAAAAAAAAAUAUUAUGACCAACUCAGUACAGAAAGUACAUUCUAUAUAUAGUAAAUAGAAAUCAUGAAGGAAGAGAAGAGUCGGUUUAUCAGAGGUAAGAGGAAACUGGAGAACCUGCAAUCAACCCACACAGACAAUAAUCCAAGCUCAGAAUCAGCCCAGAAACCACGAACACUGCUUACAGUAUCUCCACGUGGUAUAAAUACUCAGAAAGUGAAUGAGGACAUUAACAGGAAACAGGUGAGUUCAAUAGACCAAUAAGUGAGAGUGAGUUAAUGCCCUGGAUUAGAUUAUGCAUUCAUGAAUUGGCAGUGGAUUUGGAUGUGACAGUAAUAGAGUAAGUAGUGCGGCUAAAUGGUCUCCGUACUUCAGUCUUUUUUUUUUUUUUGUAUAAAGAGAAUUAACAUAAGCCUAACAUAAUCCUUCUUACUCUCAUAACACUCUUUUGUUUCUUAGUUAUUCUGUACGCUUGGCUGCAACAUACCAAAUGUUCCGCACUGCACACAAUAAAUAACACCAUUCUUCAAUUCAUUUUUUACUCUAAUGUCUUAAAACAUUCAUGAUUAUACUCGAUUAUUGAACUAUUUCAGUACUUCACAGACACCUGGCAUCCCAUCUAUUCAGAUAUCGCAGUGUACUUGUAAGCAAGCCCUGCUCAAAUUGAUCUGAUUUCACUGGGAGUACGGUGUGGGGGAUACGUGGCCGCUUCUGGAACGCACACUAGCUUAAUGAACAGUGGGCCAGUGGUUUUGAACCCUCCGUUGGAGAUUAGCUGUGGAUUAGCUGAACACUAAUCCAGACCAACACAUGGCACGUCACACUCUGAAAGUGUGUGCAAGCAUUUUCUGUCCAUAGAUGUGUUAUUUUCUGCCGUGAGAACGAGAUGGCCAACAUAUAUACGCUAAGGUAAACUUCUGCAUAUUACUGUAUGUUCUGUGUAGUAUUAAGUAUUAUUAUUAAGGGAUGGACAGCCACAAAAGUCUAUAUGAUAUAUUUGUGUGGGUUCUUUUAGGAGGAGUUUUAGACUGUAAAAAUGAAUGUGUUCAGCUGCUCAUUUUCCAUCAUCAUCUUGUGUUAGGGCAUUCUUCUUUGGCGAGUGGUCUUCCACGGUAAGACUCGACGGCAAAACGGUCAUCAUUACAGGAGCCAACACUGGCAUUGGGAAAGAAACCACAAGAGAUUUAGCAAAAAGAGGGGCCAGGAUCAUCAUGGCUUGCAGAGAUACUGUCAAAGCUGAAGCGGCACUGAAAGAGAUUGUUACAGAGUCAGGCAACCAAAACGUCAUUAUCAGGAAACUCGAUCUGGCAGACACCAAAUCAAUCAGAGCGUUUGCAGAAGUCAUAAACAAUGAGGAGAAGCAAUUACAUAUUCUUAUAAACAAUGCCGGAGUCAUGAUGUGCCCCUAUUCUAAGACAGCCGAUGGCUUUGAGAUGCAAUUUGGAGUCAAUCAUUUGGGCCACUUCCUGCUAACUCUGCUGCUGAUCGAUUUGCUGAAAAAGUCUGCCCCGUCAAGAAUCAUCAUCCUGUCCUCCAUGGCUCAUAGCUGGGGCACCAUUAAACUGGAUGACAUCAACAGUGAGAGGAGUUACCACAGCAGGAGGGCGUACGGACAGAGCAAGCUAGCAAAUAUCCUCUGUGCUCGAUCCCUGGCCAAAAGACUUAAAGACACAGGAGUGACAGUAUAUGCUGUCCACCCAGGCAUCGUUCGCACUGAACUAAAGAGGCACAUGAACCUUGGGCUCCUUUGCAUGUGGAAAAUGGUCAGGCCUUUCACUAAGACGUCAGCGCAGGGAGCUCAGACUUCAAUCUACUGCGCUGUGGAGCCAGCCCUCGAUUCACACAGUGGCGGCUAUUUCAGCAACUGUAGACCUGCAAGUUGCACAAGAGCUGCUAGAGACGAUGGAACGGCACAGAAGCUGUGGGAUCUCAGUUGCCAGAUGCUUGGAGUGAGCUGGGAAUGAAUGUAAAAAUGUUUAGGCAUACCGGCAACUUGUUAGGAACCAUCAUGGGCCACAUGCAUAGUAAGAAAAGCCUCAUAUUUCUGAGACAACCCAUUAUUAUUGUAAUUGAGAUCGAAUGAAUGAAUGAAUUAGCAGCCCAGUUAAUAUUUGCUACUGGGGUGGCACGACAGCUUUUUCGACAGCUUUCGUGGUUAGGGCAGAAAGACAUAGCUUUUGCCAUUUUUGGGACUAUUUAAGACAUAUUUUCCUAGUUACCUAAUUAAUACAUUCCAGAUUCCUGAUGUCAUCAGAUAAAACAGAUACAUUUAGCCAUGUGUUUGGCAAGAAUUGAUAAGAGCUAAACAUUCGUAGAAGGUCGCAAGAGAAGUGUGUAACGCAUGAUAGAGAUGGGGUUUAUUUUAAUAAGAGGUUUAAGGUUAAAAUUUCAGCAAUAUUCAUGGGGAGUAUGGUGGUGUACCUCAGACCUCCAGGGUAUCUGUUUCAGUCGUGAGCUGUCUGCAUGGAUUUCUUCUGGGUUGUCUUGUUUCUUCCCACUUCCCAUAAACAUGUUAGUGGGAGGGCUGUCGACACAAAAUUAGCUGCAGUCUAUCUACAGCAAGCGGUGCUGGAGCAAGGCCAGGAAGCUAGUGAAGGACCUCAGCCAACAGAGAAUGAGGAGAAGCUUCUUACCACAGGCUGUUCGGGGACCUCAACCAGUACCAGCACCUAGGACUAGAGCUUGGACUUUCUUGCACAACACCCACACCUGUAUAUUACAUUCCUGUUAAUAUACCCGUCUUACUCCAUAUUUAUAAAUAUUUAUUAGAUGUGUUGGCAAUUUCACUACAACUAUCUUAGCCUGAUGUUGCACGGUAUUAUACGGCACAAACAACUGCACGAUUCCAAAUAUAGCCAUACAUGUUAUAUCCCUUUCUACCCAAGUAUACAAGUAAAAUUCUGGUUUAUAUCAAUACUAUUUUAUGAUACAGACGGAAUUUAAGUUGAAUUUGAAAUGACUCCUCAGUGUGUAUUUCCGCCUCCCACCCGAUGUUCCCUGAAUACGCCCCGGCUGCGACCCUGACCAGGAUAAAGUGCUUACUGAAGAUGUAUUAAUAAACGUAACAACAUCUAAAGGUGUUUCUAGAAGGAAAACCUUACAGGAAAUGUGAUUCUAAUAGUGAGAUGGUCUUUGUGGCUAUGCAUUCAGACAAUCUAGAUAUCUGUUCGGCAUGAAAAAUUUCACGCGUGUCAAUAAGAACAGAGCAAUGCUUUGAUUUCACUUGUUUGAGUGUAGAAAAAAAGAUGAUUCACGGACGUUAGUUGUCCCAUUGGGAUAUCACUCGAUCGGCACAAUCUUUUAAAACUCCAAUAUUCCUUCCCUCAGAACACAUUUAAGUCCAUCAUCCUUAAAAAGAAACACUGCUUCGUCUUCCACUAACGGGGCUUUUAAACCGUCUGAUUCAGCAGUGAAAGGGAUGAUGAGAAAUGCAAUCUGUGGCCUUUUUUGCUGGAGGUUGCAGAAUUUGUCCUCAAAACCCUGCUGGAGAUUUUCAAGCGGUGUUGCAUACAGUGCAGUACUCCCUUUUACAACCUCUGCUGGAAAAUGUGUGAACGCUCCCUUUUGUAUGUGUGCCUUGAACAGCUUGGGUUUGUUGACAAACGUGAAAACACUCUGCACCUAAUCAGGCAGCAUCUUUAACUCCACUUGCAGACACACAUUCAGAACGUUCCGAUAACGCAACCGUGCAUGUCGACCGACAACGCCAAAUCCGAAAUGCACUGGGGGACAUGCAGCUCGGGAUGAUCCUUAUGUUUCUCUGCAAGGGACAGCUUCACCAGAUUCAAAAGUUUAUGUGUAAUAAAAUUCUCUGUUGAUUGAAAUUAAAUAAUUAAUUUCUUUUUAAAGUUACUCUUUGUAAUGUCUAUUCAGAUCAUAGGGCACAAUCACAUAUACACACUCACACACCCAUGCGUGCACUACGGACACUUUGGACACGCCGAUCAGCCUACCAUGCAUGUCUUUGGAC
Molecule: messenger RNA, 3987 nt
Organism: Ictalurus punctatus (channel catfish)
Lineage: Eukaryota; Metazoa; Chordata; Actinopteri; Siluriformes; Ictaluridae
Product: short-chain dehydrogenase/reductase family protein
Exons: 7
Coding region: 1058-1981 (307 amino acids)
Source: RefSeq, a predicted model, not a curated record